AGCCAAUCUCUCGUUCGUUACCCCAGAUAUUCUGCUCACCUCUGAUGAAAAUGGCAUUCUUCACAAUCAGCCGUACAUGACUGUGCCGGGAGGCAGGUUGCACAGCCUAUAGUGACAGAAAGAUGAAGGUCAAAUCUUUGGUUGGGAUGUGAUGUGACCAAACAAGCUUACAAAAUCCAGUCCAGUCUUUCACCUACUACACAUUAUCCAGUCCGCAUUUUCCAAGAUAGAUGCAAGAAAGCGCUAGUGGAUAAUAGUUGGUACAGUUUUCGAUUAUGCCAUGCAUGGCGAAAGGGUUAAUUGCUUCUGCCCCAUAUCCGGGCGCGAGGAGAUGAAAAGUUUCUAAUAGGUCUGAGCGAAAACCUUUUCGUUGUACUUAUGUAUCCACAUUUGAAACCAAAAUGUUGUCUCGUUAGGAAUCUGGUCUAGGUGGGCUCCUCCAAUGUACUGUUAAAUGCAUUUCCCUCCUACCGAGUCGCCUCCCUCCUUAACGUAUAUUUUCGUCUUUUUGUUUGUAAGAAAUUAUGACUCGCCAUGCCCACACGAGUUGCGGCAGCUUCAAAACAAAAUAAACACAAACCUUCUAUAUCCUACCCAUUGAGUCGAGAGUUAAAAUCGUUUAAGUCCGGAGGAGCAUCUCGCGGAUCCGGGGCUGUGUUUGGGGCAGGAGAUGGGGGCAGCGCUAACCCUAUGAAUAAUGUAACGUUAGAUCGUCUUCAUCAUGAGCUGAACAUAACAAGCAUAGCUCGUGCCUCUAUGGGCAACAAUUCGGAUCCACGAGAGAAGGAAUAUGGAAAUAAAUCUAUAUCAUCUUCUAAUCCGAGAGUGACUUCGAGCAUGGAGACAGGUUUGCUAGCGAAUCAUAAACUGAAAAAUGUUGGUGGCGGAGAUCCCCCUCCUUCGUCUCACCACCACACACCUCCACAGCAACAGUCGCAACCAUUCAAUCAAUUCCAACAGCAUCACCAACGUCAAAUCCAAAACAACAACAUUAGCAACCAGCAAUCAGCACAAGGAGACUUCGGGAAUCGUCAACAUGGAGGGAAAGAGAAUAUUUUGGGGGACCAAACCGAACGCCAUCAGCAAUUACUGAAUAAAAGUGAAGAGGAGGACCAAUCCUGUAAAACGGGUGAUCGGAUGGGUAGCAGGUACGAACACGGCAACUUGGGACCAACGAAUAACAACAUCAACCAGUCCCAAAGUGGGAACAGUUCGGUUUCUGAGUUUAAUAAUUAUUAUGGGAAUGGAAGAGGAGGGCCUUGCUUUGAUCAACAUGGCGGACAACAAAGCCCUGGGACGGGGAUAAUGCAUUCGGCACAAAACAGCAUGGAUCAAGUACAAAACUCUCACGAAGGGUAUCAUAAUAACCCCUACAACCACUAUCCGAACUACAGACCUGGCUAUGGUGGCACUGGGUAUGGUAUGAUGAGCCCCUCACGGCAGGGGAACAACAUGAUGGGCCCAGGUGGUAAUACGACUUCAGCUAGUCAUGGAAAAGCUGCCAUGGCUACAGCCUCGGCUCCUGGUGGUGGAAAUGUCGGGGGGUUUCAGCGAUUUCCAGGACAAAAUCAACAACACCCAUCUGGAGCUACCCCUACUUUGAACCAGUUACUGACAUCUCCAAGUCCGAUGAUGCGAGGAUAUGGCAGUGGCUAUCAAGAUUACAAUAAUCCCUCUGCACAACAACAACAAUCAAGCAUGGGCUUGAGCAAAGAUAUGAGCUCGCAAUAUGCCCAAACUUCUCAUGGUUGGGGAGGACAACAAAGAAAUCAUCCAGCAAUGAGCCCUGGGAACAACGGACACGGUGGCAACAGAGCUCAGGUGGCACCCAUGGACGCCAUGGCGAUGAAGCGCUCGCAGCUGUACAGCAUGGGGAACAGCCCCUACGGUCAGCAGCAGCCUGGAGGGGCCUAUCCGGGCCAGCCGUACGGGUCACCUGGUCCGCACCGCUACCCGUUGGGAAUGCAGGGGCGAGGCCAGGUGCCCAUGGGAGGAAUGCAGUACCCUCCACAGCAGCAGCAGAUGCCAGCGCAGUAUGGGCAGCAGGGCAUGGGCGGGUACUGCCAACAGGGCCAGCCUCCAUACUUCAGCCCAGCCCAGCAGCAACAGGCCACCCCUACACAGACCCCAUACAUGCAGCCCAGACCUUCACCUCAGCAACAGGAUGCUCCACAGGAGGGCUUCAGCAACAGGGGCCAGUCAGCGCUGCCUCCAGGGAAGGCCCCCCAUGAUGAGAUUGGCCCCACCCAGCAGGACCGGCCCUGCAGCCUCCCUGACCUGUCGGGCUCCAUCGAUGACCUGCCGACGGGCACGGAGGCGGCCCUCAGCUCGGCGGUGAGCGUCUCGGGCUCCACCAGCAGCCAGGGCGAGCAGAGUAACCCGGCCCGGUCGCCCUUCUCCCCCCACGCCUCGCCGCGCCUCUCCAGCCUCCGCAGCGGCCCCUCGCCCUCGCCCGUGGGCUCCCCCGUGGGCUCCAGCCACUCCCGCUCCGGGCCCAUAUCCCCAGCCAGCGGGCCAGGCACUCAGAUGGCCCCACAGACCCCUGGAAAUAUGUCGGAUGUGGGCUCCCAUUCCACUCUGAGUCAGUCACCCAUGUCUCAGGAGAGAGGUUUUGCUCCCAGCAUGCACCGCAGUGCCCCAGGGCCCCAGUUCAGUGCCCAGCAGCAGCAGCAACAGCAGCAACAGCAGCAACAGCAGCAGCAGCAACCUGGCGGGCCCUCCAUGUCCCCACACCCAUCUCCAGCUGGCCCCCUACCCCACGGCAUGGGCCCCUACCCGCAUCAGGGAGGCCCUCCCUACGGCCCCCAGAGUGGACAGUAUGGCCCCUCAGGUAAUUACCCACGGCCACCUAACUACGGAGGCACCCCCAGUGCCAACUACAGUGGCCCCAGCCCGGGCAUGGGCAACAGCCAGGGCAUGAACGCCAGCAGCCCCAUGCACGGCCAGGGCCCCGGGCAGCACUGUGGCUCCGUCCCCGCGGGGAGGGGGUCGGGCCAGACCACAGCGGGGCGUCCCUUCCCUGGCAGCAACAAUGCCAACAACAUGGCGCCCACCUCACCUGGCAUGCCACAGCCGGCAGGGCCGGGCAUGGGUCGGGCGCUGCCUGGGGUCGGUAGGAAACCCCAAGAGCCCGGACCAGGGGGCAUCCAAGGCCCCCCCUCAGUUGGACAGACCAGGCAGGGUGGCUUCCCUGGCAUGCCUCCCAUGGGCCCCGGAGGCCCCUACAGUCAGCCACCAGGGGCCGCUUCUGGCAGGAUGACGCCUCAAGGCCCCCCAUACAACACCCCACCACCAGGCCCUAUGCCUGGGCCAGGUGAUGGCAUGGUGCCUGCGGAUGCCAAGCCGAGGGCCGAUCAUAAAGAAGCGGGUGGCGUGGCCCCCUCCGAGCCUCCUAAACCCAAGGACAGCUACAGCUCUCAGUGCGUGUCCCAGCCCCCCGCCCCCUCCCCUCUGUCCCCCAGUCCUGCUAGUCUGUCCUCCUUUCACGGCGAGGAUAGCGAUAGCAUUAGCAGCCCUGCCUGGCCAAAGACCCCCACCAGCCCAAAGCACAGUUCGGCCACCAUGACCAAUGAGAAGAUCACUCGUCUGUAUGAGCUGGGCGUGGAGCCGGAGAGGAGGGCGUGGGUGGACCGCUACCUGCCCUUCAUGGACGAGAGGGGCACGCCGGUGCCAUGCCUGCCCGCCGUGGGCAAGAAGCCUCUGGAUCUGUUCAACCUGUAUGUGUGUGUGCAUGAGAUCGGAGGACUGGCCAUGGUGAACAAGAACAAGAAGUGGCGGGAGUUGUCCACGCGCCUCAAUGUGGGCACGUCCAGCAGCUCGGCCUCGUCCCUGAAGAAGCAGUACAUCCAGUACCUGUUUGCCUACGAGUGCAAGGUGGAGCGCGGGGAGGAGCCGCCGCCGGAGGUCUUCCUCACGGGGGACGCCAAGAAGCAGCACCUUCUGCAGCAGCAGCAGCUGCAGCAACAGGCGCGGAUCCAGCCCCCGUCACCUGCAAACUCUGGCUCCCUGCAGGGCCCUCACACCCCUCAGUCGACAGGCAGCAACUCCAUGACUGAGGCCCCAGGCGACCUGAAGCCCCCGACACCUGCCUCAACGCCCCACCGCCCCCUGACUCCACAGCAAGGCAGCAGGCCCGGAGGCGUGAGCGUGCAGGACCCCUUCUCUGAGGGCAGCGACCCGGCCUUCCAGAAGCGCGGCCCCGUGCCUCCUGGCUCCCCCUUCCAGCAGGGGGUCAGCGGUGAAGCUGCCAUGAGGAUGGCCUUCGAUGGCAACAAGGACCCGUACGCCGGGCCCAGGAAAGGUGCGAGUGAGUCCUUUAUGCCAGGCCAGAUGCCAGCCAGUGCCAUGCAGGAGAUGUACCCACACGGUCCACCAGCGGGCAUGGGCAUGGGCCCCCGGGCACAGUACCCUUACGGCCCUGGCUUUGAAAGGAGACCUGAACACGUCAUUGGGCCAGAUGGAGGUAUGGCUCCCCCUGGUGGCCAGAACAACAGUGAUCCUAACUUGUACCCUGGCAACAGAUUCCCUUCACAUCAAAGGCAUGGGCCUGAUGGUUAUGGUCAGCAGUACCCCCACGGCAUGCCGUACGGACCCCAUGGGAUGUUCCCACAGCAGCAGGGCUACAAACGUCCUGGCGAGGGCAUGUACGGCCCCCCGGCCAAGCGUCACGACGGAGGUGAAGGGUACGGCAUGCAGUAUGGCGGCCAGCAGCCCGACGUGUUCAGCCAGUACGGACCGGGCUACAUGGGGCCCGAGCGCCGCCCGAUGCAGGGCCAGUACCCGCCCUACCCCUACGCCCGUCAGGGACCCCCUCAGCAUGGCAUGAUGAGUGGAGCGGCCCCUUCCUCAUCCUCAGGUCCCACUGCAGGCCCUCAGGGUGCCAUGUGGCACGGCAGGACUGAGAUGGGCUACCCCUACCCGGGUCGACAGGGCCAGGGGCCGCCCUUCCCAGGCAUGGGCCGUGGCGGUGAUGACUCGGAGGGUCGGCCCAGUCAGGAUGGCACGUGGCCUGGUCAUCCCGGCCAACGCCAGUCCCCUUACCCUCAGCCCCAGCCCUCCUCCACCGUCACCUCCGCAGGCGUCAUGACAACCUUGACCAACCGCCCGUCCCCGUCCUCCUUCCAGUCCCCGCCCACCAUGCCCAACCACAUCUCUCGUGCUCCCAGUCCGGCCCCUUUCCCGCGGCCAAUGGGCGGCUCCAUGUCCCCAAACAAGGCCCACUUCAUGGCCUCCAUGAAGAUGCCCAAGCCUGGGAUGCCCUCGCCCAUGAUGGGCUCCCAGAGCGGGGGCAUGCCCAGCCACUCUAUGCUCCCCCUCCACCGGGAUAUCAGCUUCCCCCCAGGCUCCGUGGAGGCCACCCAGCCCCUGCUGAAGAGCAGGCGCAGGUUUACUGCAAAGGAUAUUGGCACUCCGGAGGCGUGGCGCAUCAUGAUGUCUCUGAAGUCUGGGCUGCUGGCAGAGAGCACCUGGGCUCUGGACACCAUAAACAUCUUACUGUUCGAUGACAACACCGUGGGCUCCUUCACACUCACCCAGUUGCCUGGUUUUCUGGAGUUGAUUGUGGAGUACUUCAGAAGGUGCCUGAUUGAGAUCUUUGGGAUCCUGGAAGAGUAUGAGGUGGGCACCGAGGGCCAGAAAACCCUCCUGGGCCCACUUCCUGGUUCCACACAGAAGAACGCCACCGACUCCGACUCCGACUCCGAACCCGAACCCGAACCUAAGAGCCCAUCUCCUACCGAGGAGGGCGAGGAGAAGAAACUAGCAGUGGAAACAGAAGGGCCUUCUGCCUGCAAUUCAGAUGAAGUUGCCAACUCUGAGAAGAAGAAGAAGAAGGAGGAGGAAGAAGAAAAGAAGUCAGAAGAGGUGGUGGUGGUAAAGGAGGAAAGCCAGGAGGUUGGAUUAGCGGAGGAACCCGCUGAUGAACCCGCUGAAGAACCCCCGCCCAAGCAGGCCAGCAAGUACGACCGUCUGCCCGUGAAGGUGGAGGAGCGGGACAAGGAGGCGGACCUGGUGGAGGACCAGUCGGAGCAGCUGGGGACGGUCACCAAGUUCACCAGUGGCCUGCUGCACUGGAGAGCAGGCGGGGGAGACUCCACCAUGCACAUCCAGACCCACUUUGAGCUGCGGACCGAGGCCUCCGAGAAAGACGGUGACACCACUGCCCAGGAGUCCAAGUCAAUGCCUGGGCUUGAUGGUCAGAGCAAAGACCUACAGGAGAAGGAGAGGAAUGUAACCGCCACUAUGGAUGACGUUCUUAGCUCACGACCAGAGGAAGAGGGUGAAGGAGACAUCGCCAGGGUCCAGGCAUUCCCAUUUGGCGAUCGGCCGAGGCCGGGUAACGUGACGGUCAUCGAGGACGAGCCUCGCUCGUGGGACGAAGCGCCGCUCUCGACGGCAGAACCUUGGCAGGACGCCCUGGCUCGCCGCUGCCUCUGCGUUUCCAACAUCGUCCGCAGCCUCUCCUUCGUGCCGGGCAACGACACCGAGCUGUCCCGGCACCCGGGGCUGGUCCUCCUCCUGAGCCGGCUGGUGCUGCUGCGCCACGAGCACCCGGAGAGGAAGAGGAUGGUGGCAGCGGCGGCGUCCAGCCCGCCCACGUACCAGCGCGAGGAACAGGACCGCGGUCGCGCCUGCAGCAAAGACGAGUGGUGGUGGGACUGCCUGUGGGCGCUGCGCGAGAACACGCUGGUCACCCUGUCCAACAUGGCCGGUCAGCUGGACCUGUCGCUCUACCCCGAGAACAUCUGCCUGCCCAUCCUGGACGGUCUGCUUCACUGGAUGGUGUGCCCGUCGGCCGAGGCUCACGACCCGUUCUGCUCGGCCGGGGCGCUCUCGUCCUCGCUCACGCCACAGCGGCUGGCGCUGGAGUGCCUGUGCAAGCUGAGCAUCCAGGACGGCAACGUGGACCUGCUGCUGGCCACGCCGCCCUUCAGCCGACACGAGCGCCUCUUCGGCGCGCUAGUGCGCCACUUGGGCGAGAGACGCAGCCAGGUGUGCCGCGAGAUGGCCGUGGCCGUGCUCUCCAACCUGGCUCAGGGCGACCCUGGGGCGGCGCGGGCCGUGGCACUGCAGAAGGGCUCCGUCGCCGCCCUGGUGGGCUUCCUGGAGGACAGCGUGGCCAUGGCGCAGUACCAGCAGAGCCCACACAGCCUGCUGCACACGGGCCCUCCGCCGCACCCCGAACCCCCAAGUGUCAACAUGAUGUGCCGGGCCGCCAAGGCCCUGCUGGCCCUGGCUAAGGUGGAGGAGAACCGGCCUGAGUUUGUGCUUUACGAGAGCCGGCUACUGGACAUCUCGCUGUCAUCCGUGCUGAACUCGAGCGUGGCCAACAUCAUGUGCGAGGUACUCUUCAAACUGGGCCGCUCGUGACGGACAGCGGCUGUCGCCAGUCAGGUGUAAAGAUCAUAGCAUCUCGCAGAUAGGGGUGGGAUUAUAUUUUUAUUUAAAGAACACGCAACAAAAAAGUUUUUACAUACAAAUGAAUAUAUAGAGAAUAUAUAUAGCUCUUUGCCCCAUUCACAAUCUUCAUUUGGGAUUUAAAAAAAAAUAAUAAUUUUAAUACAGAUAUUUAAUACUUGGUGUUUUAUUUCUUUUUCUAUUCUUUUCUAUGUGUUUUUUCAUUUGUUUUAACCGAAGCUGAUAUUGGAUGAUAGGUCUGGUUAGUUUCUGAGGGUAUUUGGCUCUUUAAAUGUUUUAUAAUUGUGGCUGUUAUUUUUCUGUGGGGCUUUUGUUCGUCUGUUUUUUGGGGGAUGCAGAUUUAUUUAAAUUGUAAGACAUGUUGUAGAUAGAAACUCUUGCCAUGUGUUAAAGCGCUGACUCUACUCAAGAUAUACACGUAUCCAGUUCAGAGAAAAAAUGCAUUGUGCAAUAGGAUGUAGUCUGGCUUGUUGGAGGGAGAGAGAGGUUAACCUAAUGUGAAUUCAUAUUUUAUUGACCACAGGCAAUAUUUUAAAAACAUUUUGCCCACCAGUAUUGUACUGUAGAGCCAUACCAGUAUAAGAGCGAGGGGUUUUUCUUUAAAAAAAAAAAAAAAAAAAUGAAAAAAAGCAAGCGAUGGUGUUGCAAAACUCACUCGCUUUUCUGUAUAAGCAUGAUCACAGGCAGCCAGCUGAACACGUGACCGUCUCUCUCCCUCUCUGUGUCCCUCCCCCUUUCCUCUGCUCCAUCCUACAGUAUCCACAGGCCCCUUUGUAAAUAUACAUUUUUGGACAUGCAGCGGGGGUUCUUUUAAUGGUUAUGUUUGUCCUUUUUUUAAUCUCCAAGAGACGUGGUAUUACAGAAAAGUGAUGGCAGUUGAUUCUAAUGAUUCCUAUCGAUGAUACUGUUCUGUCGCUGGGUAUUUGAGUGACUUCAGAUGUGGGGGGUGUCUCCUCGCGGCUCUGUGCUGUUGUUACACUGGGGGCACGUCACAGACACGGAUGGGAACCUCCGUCAAGAAGGCUGUUCUGGUCUUUGCUUUUAUUGUUUUUUUUUUUUUUUGUAAACCAACGACAGACCUAUUCAGAAACGUCAAGAUGAUAUUUUAUUCUGAAGGGACUCUAGAAGGGUAGUCCAGGAUGCUGUUGAUGCAGACUAACAAUGGCAGAAUGACUUCAACAUGCAAACUCCCACAAAUGUAAAAUCUAUGUAAACGCUCUUUUCUCCAUUUGAUUUGAAGACCAUUGUUUAUUCAGUAUAAAGUCUUUAUACUACAUGUUCCACAUGUUAAAAAGUAAAUGUACAUGAAAUCUG
Clupea harengus (Atlantic herring) is the source of this 8730-nucleotide messenger RNA. It is a transcript of the gene arid1b, whose product is annotated as AT rich interactive domain 1B (SWI1-like). Bases 535 to 7368 code for a protein of 2277 amino acids. The transcript has 22 exons. NCBI's taxonomy places the organism in Eukaryota, Metazoa, Chordata, Actinopteri, Clupeiformes, Clupeidae. Gene Ontology annotation, biological process: chromatin remodeling; regulation of transcription by RNA polymerase II; positive regulation of DNA-templated transcription. Gene Ontology annotation, cellular component: nBAF complex; SWI/SNF complex; nucleoplasm. Gene Ontology annotation, molecular function: DNA binding; nucleosome binding. The record is from RefSeq and is a predicted model, not a curated record.